UGGUCCAAAAUCGACCAAGUAUGGGUAUAGCCCAAUAAAAAAAUAAAAAUAAAAUAUACUGAUGCUUUCGACUCUCAGACUCUCCCCUUCUCCCUUUGGCGCUGUCCCCAUUUUGCUUCUGCCUUCCAGGAGUUCCAGCCUUCUAGGUUCGAUUAGCGAGUCCCGGCAGUCCGCCGAGCCACCUCCACCGCUCCACGCCUGAGCCACCUCCUCCGCCACCGAGCCACCUCCACGGCUCCACUGCGACUCUGCGAGACUGCGACUCCUUCAAUCCCAGAUCCCAGCUUGAUUUAAUGAUUGUGAACCCAUUUUCAAUACCGAAAUCUUCUAUGGUCAGCAACUCAUAGUGGUGUGAGAGGUGUCUUGCGUAAUGAAAAAGGUGAAUUCAUUGCCGGAUGAGCCUCUCACUGGGUUCCAAAUCUCAAAAAAAAAAGAGUUCUUCGCAAAAUUUUUGUAUGUAUAAAAUUAGCCCAAUCCUCCUGUCAUUCCUGGCUACGUCCCUGCUCACAGCAUCAAGCUUCCAUCGAACGGUGCGUUUUGGACUCCCACCUCCGCGGCCAUGAGAGGCAAAGGCACGGUGACGCCUCUAUCCUCUGUCUUCUCAGUGGAAGACACACAGAAAGCAGCGAAGCGCGUGCAGGACACGAUCGCCCAGAAGGACCUCGAGCUCGACCACCUCCGUGGCUUCGCCGCCGACAACACAGACCUCAUUAACCUCGUCGCCCGACUCCCCGAACACCUCCACCACGACAUUAUGGUUCCGUUUGGGAAGGCAGCAUUUUUCCCUGGGCGGUUGGUGCACACCAAUGAGUUUAUGGUUCUACUGGGAGAAGGUUACUAUGCCGAAAGGACUUCGAAGCAAACAGUAGAUAUUUUGAACAGGAGAGGGAAGGUAUUGGAGUCCCAAGUCGAUUCGCUCAAGGCCAUGGUUCAGGAUCUCAAAGCUGAGGCUUCCUUUUUCAAUGCUACUGCCACCGAAGCAGCGGAGGGCCUUGUAGAGAUAGUGGAAGAUUAUGAGGAGGAAAGUUCUUCUGAUAGAGAAUGUACACCCAAGCAAGAUUAUGCUAAUAAUUCUAGAGCUGUAAUUGCACAACCUGCUGAUGAAGAUGAAGAAUUUGCUCGUAUGAUGGCCAGGAUGGAUGAACUUGAGAAAGAAGAACGUGAAGCUGAAAGUCAUAUGGCACAAAGUGAUGAGGAUGAGCAACUUCAGCAUGGUUUGCAUCAGCUUUCUGAUCAGAAAUCUCUCCAUGGGAAUCUCAAAAUUUCGGAGCAGUACCAGUCAAGGAAACCUCCAGAGCAGACAAAAGAUGGAAUUGCUUCUAAUGAAGAUAGUUUUACUGAUGUGCCAAGUGGUUCGGGUCUGGUAUCUAAAUAUGAAGAUAAAGUAUCACAUGAAAAUAUAUUGGGCCGUGAUGUAAAAAGUGUUGCUGAGAAAGAUUUGGUGUCUCCGGUAGUUGAGAAUGUUCAGACUGUGCCUUUAUCAAGAAGUCAGGUUUCUCUUGAAAGUUCAAAACCAAAAUUUGACAGGGAGAAAGCUUUUACAGGUUCUAUUGUGGAGCACGCUGAUAAUCUACAGAUAAAAUCAAGGGAAAGAACUACGGCUAUAUCGCAGUCCUCUGCUUCUCAAGUUUCAAAGCCAGUUUCAAGAUUCAAGAUGCAGAGAAAGUAGUUGCCUAUAAUAUUAGAGAUGUAAUUGUGGAAGUGCCCACAAUACAAGGGUCAUUUUGAAUCCAACUGUAGCCUAGAUACUAGGUUAAAUAGUUAACCCCCUUUGUAGAAUGUUGAAAAUGAUGUAGGAAUAUCCUUUUAGUUCAUGUAUACCAAUGAAAUGUUUGCAGUUGACCCGUGGUGGUUUGUAUAGUUAAGAAGCCUAUGAAUUUUGUGGAGCUUUCUUUGAAGGGAAAAAAAAUCACACACUGUCAAAAUUUUGAAUGUUA
Rosa chinensis is the source of this 1937-nucleotide messenger RNA. Its product is annotated as RNA polymerase II subunit 5-mediating protein homolog. The coding region runs from base 560 to 1669 and encodes 369 amino acids. The record is from RefSeq and is a predicted model, not a curated record. Gene Ontology annotation, biological process: negative regulation of phosphatase activity; negative regulation of transcription by RNA polymerase II. Gene Ontology annotation, molecular function: phosphatase inhibitor activity; chromatin binding; transcription corepressor activity. Lineage: Eukaryota; Viridiplantae; Streptophyta; Magnoliopsida; Rosales; Rosaceae. The transcript is spliced from 12 exons.